Molecule: messenger RNA, 939 nt
Organism: Dermochelys coriacea (leatherback sea turtle)
Lineage: Eukaryota; Metazoa; Chordata; Testudines; Dermochelyidae
Product: putative olfactory receptor 52P1
Exons: 1
Coding region: 1-939 (312 amino acids)
Biological process (GO): G protein-coupled receptor signaling pathway
Cellular component (GO): membrane
Molecular function (GO): olfactory receptor activity; G protein-coupled receptor activity
Source: RefSeq, a predicted model, not a curated record
AUGGCAGGAAUCAACCUCACACACUCUGUCCCUUCAACAUUCAUCCUAACAGGCAUCCCUGGCCUGGAAGCUGAGCACCUCUGGAUGUCCAUCCCUUUGUCUACAUUCUACAUUAUUGGAAUGUUGGGAAAUUUCACAAUUCUCUUUGUCAUAGGCAAAGACCAGACCCUGCACAAGCCAAUGUACCUGCUGCUCUGCAUGCUGGCGCUCACAGACAUUGGCACGACUACCUCCAUCAUGCCGAAGGCACUGUUUAUAUUUUGGUUUAAUUUAAAAGUUAUUACUGUGGGUGGCUGUCUCACCCAAAUGUUCUUCCUUCAUGCGGUUUCUGCUCUGCACUCAGCCAUACUCAUGGCUAUGGCCUUUGAUCGCUACGUUGCCAUAUGUCACCCUCUGAGAUAUGCCACCAUCCUCACCAAUGCACGCAUAGCUAUGUUAGGGCUGAUGGGUUUGAUAAGAGCUGUUCUCAUAGUACUUCCCCUGCCCUUGCUUUUAAGCAGGCAGCCAUUCUGUGCCAACCGCAUUAUCCCCCACACGCACUGUGAGCACAUAGCUGUGGUGAAGAUGUCAUGUGCGGACACCACUGUAAACAGGACGUAUGGCUUGAUGAUGGCUUCUUUAGUCAUGGGGUCAGACCUGAUGCUCAUUGCUGUGUCCUACAGUCUGAUCACCAGGGCCCUCCUAAGAAUCUCCUCCAAGAAAGCCCAUCAGAAAGCCCUUAACACCUGCACAGCCCACAUCUGUGUGAUGCUGACGUCUUAUAUAUCCGUCCUCUUCACCACUCUGACACAUCGCUUCGGUCAGGUCAUCCCUCCCCAUGUUCACAUCAUCUUGGCUGACCUCUUCUUCCUUGUCCCUCCCAUGCUCAACCCUAUCAUUUAUGGGGUCAAAACCAAAGAGCUUCGUGACAAAGUGGGCAAAUACACCUCUAGAAGGUGA